GCCUUCUCCGGUGAUAAAUCGCAAGCAAAAAGAGAAAGCUGGGGGAGGAACCUGGGGAUUAAAAGAGAUUCAAGAGACAGCAACCAGUCACAUCUGAGCGCAUCUGAUCCCAAUCUUGAUUGGAUCAAACUGUUCGAAGUGUUUUUUGACCGGACACCAUUGGAGAUUUGAACACUGACUGAAUACGUGACGAUGUUAAAGAACUGUUGUUUCAAGAAAGAUACUAGUGAUUGACAAAGCGCAGAGACGCAGCCAACAGCAGGGGCCUUAUUAUGAAAUAGGGCCGGGGAGUAGGGGAGAAGAGACUGCCGGGAGUCUUACCCCCAGCUCGGCCAUCAGCUCACUCGAGUCCCUUCCUCUCCCCAGGCCUCGGUUUCCCCAUCUAGGGAAUGAAGCAGGUGGACCCAGUGUUUAACGUUGGCCUCCUUUUGCUUUGUCUUCACGUGGGCAGCCCUGGAGCCUUUACUCGGUGCCGCAUCAACCCCACCCUGUGGCCACAGCAGCGUAAAAGCAGCAGGAAGGCCGGUAGGCCAGAACCGCUGGCUCCUGCAGAACCUAGAAGAGGCCACCGCCCUGGGGCAACUCGCUUGAAGGAUCAAGCUGCAGGAUCCCAGGCGGGCUGGUCCAGUCCCGAGGGAAAGGAUAAACUUCACUUACUCACGAACCACGGGCACGAGUUAUCUGCUCACUGGGAUGCUUUGGCCUUGUUCUGAUAACUGGGCGUUCUGAUUCCUCAGGUGCUCAGAGGAGACCAGCAGCACGUCUGGGAGAUCCUCGGGACCACAGGCCCUCAGCUGCACCUUCUCCCCUCCGAAGAUGAUGAGGACGCUACUCAUGUCCUUGGCCAGCUGCCUCGUUGCCAUAAAUGAGGCCGAGCUCAUCAAUCGCUGUGACUUGGCCAGAGUGCUGCACAAGGAGGAUCUGGACGGGUUUGAGGGCUACUCCCUGAGUGACUGGCUGUGCCUGGCUUUUGUGGAGAGCAACUUCAACCUAUCAAAGGUAAAUGAAAAUGCAGACGGCAGCUUCGACUAUGGCAUCUUCCAGAUCAACAGCCACUACUGGUGCAAUGAUUACAAGAGUCACUCGGAAAACAUUUGCCACGAGGACUGCAAAGAACUGCUCAGCCCCGAUCUUCUCUCAACCAUCAACUGUGUGAAAAAGAUUGUGUCUGGAGCAGGGGGAAUGAAGAACUGGGUGGCAUGGAGGUUGCACUGUGCGGGCCGGCCACUCUCCUACUGGAUGACGGGCUGUCACAAGGAAUGAGACAGGCGUGGAGUCAUUCCAGCGUUCCUCUUCUCGCCUGGGGAUUCUUCAUGCCUUCUUCCUCUUGCCUCCACUUCACGUUAUUUUCUUUCCUUCCUGUGUUCAAAAAGGACUGACCGGAGCCCCAGGAAUAAAUGGUUUUCUAGGGCUUUCUCCUUGUACCCAUCCAGGCCCAGGCCCCUGGUUCCUGACUGUCAUUCGCAAACCAAGAGAGGACCACAGUGAAGAAGUUGUUAUAUUUGGGGAAUUGUGAAAGCAUUCCUUGUGCAAA
Messenger RNA from Leopardus geoffroyi (Geoffroy's cat), 1534 nucleotides. RefSeq names its product lysozyme-like protein 6. Gene Ontology annotation, biological process: fusion of sperm to egg plasma membrane involved in single fertilization. The record is from RefSeq and is a predicted model, not a curated record. Gene Ontology annotation, molecular function: lysozyme activity. Lineage: Eukaryota; Metazoa; Chordata; Mammalia; Carnivora; Felidae. The transcript has 5 exons. Gene Ontology annotation, cellular component: acrosomal vesicle; sperm flagellum. The coding region runs from base 817 to 1263 and encodes 148 amino acids.